AUGCAAGAACGAACUCUUGCCCGCAAUGCAGUAGAUGGCGCGAUACUAUUUUUCAUAUAUUCACAGGCAUUAUCAUGGGCAAAUAAUAAUUGUGACAAUGUUUUGAAUGUUUAUUGUUUUGAUCCAAGAGAAAUAACAGCUGGAACAUACAAAUAUGAUUUUCCCAAAUGUGGUAUACAUCGUUUGAAAUUUUUAAUCGAAACAGUAAUAUGUUUAAAAACUUUAUUAGAAGAAAAAGGAAGUAAUUUAUUCGUUCAACGAGAAAUUCCCGAAAUAGUGAUUUUAAAUCUUGUACAAAAAUUUAAACAACAUUAUUCUAUAACUAUUAUUUUUCAUCAAGAAGUAACACGAGAAGAAACAGAUGUUGAAGCAGCAAUUAGAAAAGUGGCAAUUGAACAUAAAGUUAAUGUUAAAGAAUUUUGGGGUUUGACACUUUUUCAUCCAAAUGAUUUGCCCUAUACAAGUCCAAAAUUUUUUCCCGAUGUAUAUACAACAUUUCGAACAAUGCUUGAAACAAAAAAUAUUCGCGUGCGUAAGUUGAUUGAUUGUUCACAACAACUUAAACCAUUGCCCGAUAAUAUUGAAAUUCUACAAGUGCCAAAUUUAUCGGAUUUUGGUCAUUCUGUUGCAGAAAUACAUGCAAAAACUGUUUUUCCAUUUUCGGGUGGUGAAACAUCCGCAUUGAAUCGUUUACAAUCGUAUGUUUGGACAAAAGAUCUUGUACAAUCGUAUAAAAAGACAAGAAAUAGUUUGGUAAAUGUAGAUCAUACGACAAAAUUUUCAGCAUGGUUAAGCAAUGGAUCAUUAUCACCACGAAAAAUCUAUUUUGAAAUAAAACGUUAUGAGAAAGAAUGUGGAAUAAAUGAUGCUGGUUAUUGGAUUAUUUUUGAAAUUAUUUGGCGUGAUUUUUUUCGUUUUAUUGCCACAAAAUAUGGGAAUCGAAUUUUUUAUCCAUCUGGUUUAUCAAACAAAAAAUAUGUAUGGAAACAAGAUGUCAAUUUAUUUGAGAAAUGGAGAACUGGACACACAGGUUGUCCGUUUGUUGAUGCUAAUAUGCGUGAAAUGUUAUUAACGGGAUGGCAAUCGAAUCGAGGACGUCAGAACGUUGCCAGUUAUUUAACAAAAGAUCUUCAACUAGAUUGGCAAUAUGGCGCUGAAUGGUUUGAGUCGAUAUUAAUUGAUUACGAUGUAUGUAGCAAUUAUGGCAAUUGGAUUUAUCAGGCAGGCGUGGGCAAUGAUCCACGAGAGUAUCGUCAUUUUAAUAUGAUUAAACAAGCGUUCGAUUAUGAUCCAGAGGGUGAAUUUGUUCGUACAUGGAUUCCUGAAUUAGCUAAAUUACCAAAUGAUUUAAUUCAUACGCCUUGGCUAGCAUCAUCAAUUGAAUUAAAACAAGCAAAUGUUGAACUUGGAGUAACAUAUCCUCGACCAAUUAUGAUUGUACCACAAUGGAAUAACAGAGUUCGUUCAAAUGUAAAUUAUAUUUGUUUUAUUAUUUUAGGAUAA
Didymodactylos carnosus is the source of this 1503-nucleotide messenger RNA. The record is from the annotation of a GenBank genome assembly. NCBI's taxonomy places the organism in Eukaryota, Metazoa, Rotifera, Eurotatoria, Philodinida, Philodinidae.